UGUUGGCUCCCAAUUCGAAAACUUUAAAUUUCUUUUGAAAUAAUGAAAAGGAGAAAAAAAAUUGAAUUUUAAGAAUAAAAUAUAAAAGACAGUUUGCUUUGCAUGCUCAAACAAAACGGACACACCGCUUUAUUUGCAAUGUGUUCUCUGUUUGCAGAGGUGCCUCUCUGUGUCUGUCUGUAACAGAUCUCAACCCAUCACUCACUCACACCUCUCUCUCUCUCUCUCUCUCAGAUUCCCUCUCUUUCCUCACACUCUCUCUCAGUCUAUUUUUUUUUCUCACCACCCUCUUGCUUCUGAACUCUCGCUCUCAGAGAAAGGUGUUUGCUUUGAAAGGGAAAAGGCCUCGUGAAGUGCAUGUGAAGCUCGGUGAGAGAUCUGGGGGACUUAAUGACGGAAACGGUUCAUUGGCUUUUCUGAUUUCAGGUGAUUGGAGUGUUCCCCUUCAGCUUUACUUGCUUUUUCUCUUUCCCCUUCUCUUUUUGGAUGUUACUUCAUGUUCUUUCUAUCCCAGCCUUAUGUUAAUUGUCUCCCAUUUUUGUCAAAAGCGAGUCUCUUUAGGGUUUUAGAGCAAGCGGCAUGGUGUUUCGAUUGUUUCUGAGGUUUGUGAAGAUGGGUUCUUUUUAGUUUCAUCAGUACUGAGCUUUGCCCGUUGGACCUCAGUGGGAAGUUGGGUUUUUGCUUAUAGUUUCAUGCAUUGAACCUCAGCUCUGUUUUUGCAGUGGCUGUUGCUGCUUAUUAAGGGUUCUAUUUGGGUUUAUUGCUUUCAAGCUUGUUAUUUGAUGCUGGGGUGGAGUUACUGUUGGGUUAUUUUUUGUCUGUGAGUGAGAAACUAUGUACCCUGAAGGGUUUGUUGUGCGUGGAGGUGAUUUUGCUAGUUUGUGGCUUAAUCAUUGGAAAUAUUGUCAUUUAAUUUGAAAUCGAGUAUGUUCUUGCUGGAGAAUCCUUGAUUGCUUGAAUUUUGGCAUUGUCUCAAGCUUUGCCCAACAAUUGGUGGGAAUACCAGUGCUGGAUAUUGAGGAAAUUUUGUUGCUUUGAUGCUCCCAUCAUUCCGAAGAUUUGGGUGUCAUUAAGCAACCAUGCGAAACAUAUUUAUUUGUUUCCAUAAUUUAAAAGAGAGUCUGCUAUCGGACACGUUGACGGUUUGAUCAUGACCAGGGCUGUUCGCGAUAGGAUCCUCAAGGACGCAAAUGGUGAUAUUAGUGAUCAUCUGCGCAACCACAUUCAUUUGACAAAUUGCAUUCACUUGAAGAACCAUAUGCACAAGCAAAGCCCCAUAUUAGCUGACAGGUCACUUAUGAGGGACCUUGUUGUCCUUCAAAGGUCUCGAUCUCUCAGGGACCCUUCUGCCAGUCCUCCCUCAUGGCAUUCACCUUCCAUUGUUGAUAUGCUUUCCAAAAAAGGUGAAAAUGAUGCAUUGGUGCGUGAGGGGAGAAGGUCGGUAGGAAGUGAGUAUCGAAGGGAAGGCAGGAGGUUGUUGGCAAGUUCUCCACCUUUGGCAAGAUUAGCAACAUCAAAAGUUGCUCCACGUGAGGCUAAUGGGGUCAAUGAUGGGGUAGCCGGAAUCAGUGAACAUGGAAGCAAGAGUGGAGUUAGGGAUGGUAGGAAAGUUAGGAGAGAAGAUUCUAGUCAGAAGAGUAAUAGGAGUGAUAAUUUGGGUGGCAAUGAGGAGCCUCCACUCGACCAGAAUGGUAAUGAUAUGACUCAUGAUGUUCUUUCUGGGAAUUCAGAAUCCAAAAGUAGAAAAAGUAAAAAAAAAGGAAAGUACAUUCAAGGUGCUCGGAUGAAGACUCUCUCAGAGCAAUUGAAUGGUGUUAGGAUGGAUAGUGAUGACGUAACGUCCUCUAAUAUCCAUCAGCCUGCAAGACGUUCCCGACAGGAAAGAAUUGUUGAGGAACCGGAGGUCAGCAUUCGGGGAUAUUGCAGUGGACUAAGUAGAGUAAAAAGGCGCAAAUUUCGAGGUGCAAGAAGAAGCCGUGCUUCUGUAGCUUCUAGAGACUUUGGAGGUCAGAAUGAUCUAUCUGUGGCUUCUAAUACUUUAGCUCAAGGGUCAGCUCACCCAAAGUAUCACAUGGAACGGGGAGAGGAUGAGUAUGGCGAGCAAAAUGUCACAAGGGCGCCCAGAAAUGGGUGUGGGAUUCCAUGGAAUUGGUCAAGAAUCCAUCAUAGAGGUAAAACAUUCCUUGACAUUGCUGGAAGGAGCUUUUCUUGUGGUUUAUCUGAUUCAAGGUUUAAGAAGGAUGGUAUGGCUGCCCAUGCCAGAAAUAUUUCUGACAUGCCCGUGGCAUCUGAUAACUCAAGCACUUCUACGAAAUCUGAAGCACUGCCUUUACUAGUUGAAGCAUCUGGGUCACAGGAAAGCUCCGAAAACGCUGGUUGGAUACAUGACUAUUCUGGUGAACUUGGUAUUUAUGCUGAUAAUUUAUUCAAGCAUGAUAUUGGUUCUGACUUUGCUUCUGAAGCUAGAUCUGGUGAUCAACACAAAUUGAGGGGCCACCGCCGUCGUAGGCACCAAAACCUGACGCAAAAAUACAUGCCGAGAACCUUUAGAGAUCUCGUGGGACAGAAUUUAGUGGCGCAAGCUCUUUCAAAUGCUGUCAUGAAAAAGAAAGUUGGGUUGCUAUAUGUAUUCUAUGGUCCUCAUGGUACAGGGAAAACAUCCUGUGCUCGAAUAUUUGCUAGAGCUCUAAAUUGCCAGUCUUUGGAUCACCUCAAGCCUUGUGGCUUUUGCAAUUCUUGCCUUGCACACGAUGUGGGGAAGAGUAGAAAUAUAAAGGAAGUUGGGCCUGUUAGUAACUUUGACUUUGAGAGCAUUAUGGACCUACUUGACAAUAUGAUUAUGUCCCAGCUGCCAUCACAGUACAGAGUGUUCAUCUUUGAUGACUGUGAUACAUUGUCCCAUGAGUGCUGGAGUGCCAUAUCGAAGGUCAUUGAUCGAGCACCGAGACAUGUGGUUUUUGUCCUUGUCUGUUCAAGUCUUGAUGUUUUGCCUCACAUAAUCAUAUCCAGGUGUCAAAAGUUCUUUUUCCCUAAGCUAAAGGAUGCAGAUAUUAUCUACAGUUUGCAAUGGAUUGCAACCAAAGAAGAUCUAGAAAUUGACAAGGAUGCACUGAAACUUAUUUCAUCAAGAUCGGAUGGCUCAUUGCGGGAUGCUGAGAUGACUCUAGAACAAUUAAGUUUGCUUGGCCAGAGAAUCUCUGUUGCUCUUGUUCAGGAACUGGUUGGGCUUAUCUCUGAUGAGAAAUUGGUAGAUCUUCUUGAUUUAGCAUUAUCGGCAGACACAGUUAAUACUGUCAAGAAUUUGAGAAUGAUAAUGGAAACUGGUGUUGAGCCACUAGCCUUGAUGUCACAACUUGCAACAGUGAUUACAGACAUACUUGCUGGCAGCUAUGAUUAUAAAAAAGUAAGGCGUAGAAGGAAGUUCUUUCGGAACCAACCGUUAUCCAAAGAAGACAUGGAGAAAUUGCGUCAAGCUUUGAAAACUUUAUCUGAGGCUGAAAAACAAUUGAGGAUGUCAAAUGACAAGUUAACAUGGCUAACAGCUGCACUUCUCCAGCUUGCUCCUGAUCAACAGUAUAUGUUGCCUAGUUCGUCGGCUGGCACAAGCUUUAAUCACAGUCCCUUGGCCUUAAAUAAUGUGGGUGGAAGGGUUGUGGGCAGGAAAGAGAGUGAACAAGAUGAGAUGCCUAAUUAUGAAAAAGGCUUGUCAACCAAUGUUAGAAAUGCUGUAAGUUCUGGUUUCCAUGGCAAUGGUUCUGGGAAAGGCAUAAAUUCAGAUAGAAAACGUCAUGCUGGGGCUGGUAUGGCUCCUCAACAAGGGGCUUCAUGCUCUGCUGACAUAAUUAGGGCAAAUGGGAGGCAAAUGCUUGACAAAAGCCAUAAAGGAAUUGAAGAAAUUUGGUUGGAGGUGCUUGAGAAAAUACCAUAUAAUCGCAUAAAAGAAUUUUUAUACCAAGAAGGGAAGCUGACCUCAGUCAGUUUUGGUGCAGCCCCCACUGUGCAGUUGAUGUUCUCUUCUCAUAUGACUAAAUCUACAGCAGAGAGGUUUAGAUCACAGAUUUUACAGGCAUUUGAGAUUGUUCUAGGGUCUCCCUUGACCAUUGAAAUUAGAUGUGAAUCAAAAAAAGAUACUAAAGAAGGUGCCCAGAUGCCUCUUCUCAUACCAGUUUCAAAGGAUGGUUCAUCCCAGAUUAGAGAUGAAAAUGGGGCCAGCAUGGAUGCCCAGCUCCAGCGCGGUACCCAUGAAAUGGGGAAGAGUGAAAUUGUUGAAGUAGCUGCUUCUCCUAGGGAAAGCAAGGGUAGUGGUCACAUACAUAACCACAAAGAAUCUGGUAAAAGAGGUUUGGAUGGUGCCCAGAUGGGAGAAGUAUCACUUUCACAUAAGAAAUCACCCAUAGCUUCAAUUCCAGAAAAACAGAAAUUUGGGGAACAAAGUCAGAGUCAAAGCCUUGUCAGGAGCAAGGUGUCCCUUGCACAUGUGAUUCAGCAUUCAGAGUCACAACGUAGUGGCUGGUCACAACGGAAAGCAGUUUCUAUUGCUGAAAAGCUCGAACAAGAUAAUUUGAGACUGGAAUCUCGAUCAAGAAGCUUAAUUUGCUGGAAAGCAUCUAGAGUAACUCGUCGAAAGCUUUCAAGGUUGAAAAUAAGGACAAGGAAACCACAUGCAUUGCUGAAGCUUGUGUCCUGUGGAAAGUGUCUCUCUGCAAAAUCUCCAAGAUAAUUUGAUAAAGGUAGUUUUGGCUAGCUUUGAAGGUUUUGUACAACCUCAUCUGUAAUUCUUGUAUUUAGCCAAUUUCCUUAAGUUUAAAUUUACUAGGUCAAUUUAUCUGUCAAAUCCUUUUACAUUGAAUAAAAGAGUUAUAUUUGAUGAGAAGAUGUAGGGCAAACAUCAUUUAAAUC
Molecule: messenger RNA, 4899 nt
Organism: Prunus persica (peach)
Lineage: Eukaryota; Viridiplantae; Streptophyta; Magnoliopsida; Rosales; Rosaceae
Product: protein STICHEL-like 3
Exons: 6
Coding region: 1151-4720 (1189 amino acids)
Biological process (GO): DNA repair; DNA-templated DNA replication
Cellular component (GO): DNA replication factor C complex; DNA polymerase III complex; nucleus
Molecular function (GO): DNA binding; ATP binding; DNA-directed DNA polymerase activity
Source: RefSeq, a predicted model, not a curated record